Symbiodinium necroappetens is the source of this 5241-nucleotide messenger RNA. The record is from the annotation of a GenBank genome assembly. NCBI's taxonomy places the organism in Eukaryota, Dinophyceae, Suessiales, Symbiodiniaceae.
AUGUGCCGAAAAACGCGAGCCAUGGAAAUCGGUGCUGCCGCCGGUUGCGUCAGCUCUUUGCCGAGUGUGCGGGAAGUCAGGACGCCCGCAAAGCGAGUCCAAAGUUACGACAAGAAGCUGACGUCCCUGACUGUGCCCUUGGGUGCUUUCGGCUUGUUAUUGGGUGCCCGCUCGCAAUCCCGGCAAGCGCCACGUCCAGGGCAAAGGCUAGCGCCACAACGUCGAUACACCGCGGAAACCACGCGUGUGAUAGGGGAUUGGGCGGAUGGUCUCGUCGAAGCCGGCGAGGUGAAGCUCGUGGUCUCUGAGCUUCCGGGGGGCAUCACGCAGUUCCGCAGCGUCCACACCAAGGGCUCUCGCUAUGGAGAGGAGUAUGACCUGGGUGCCGGGAGCACUGAGAACUUGUACCUGCUCAAGCCAGAAUCGUCAGACAAACCCUGGCUUUUGAUUGGCGCAUUUAGCCGAGACAGCCAGAAUUUAAUGUUGGACAUGAUGAAGACGGAGCCUGCCCUAGUGGACAAGGUCGGAAUGCUGGUGCUGCAGUUCUUCGACGGAGGGCAGGUCCCCUUCAUUGAGGAGCGGCAUCUGGGGAAAGGUGAUCUUGUUGAGCAACGAUCUGGGGAUCCGCUCUUGAUCUACGCUUCGAUGCCUGUAAUUCUGGCCCUGAAGAAGAAGUUGUCGGAGGCGGUGAUGGGGAAGGUGAGCUUCCUUCCCAUCAAGAACAGCUCCAGGCUCGAGCUCGACACCGGCCGGGUGAUGCGCUUCGUGCUGACCCCAACCCAGAAGCUGCCGGAAGCCACGUCGGCCUUCGAUCCGCUCACCGGAAGCCUCUUCACAGGUAAGUUCUUCAGUGCGCACAGGGAGAUUGGCGAGAAAGAUAGCCCUUUCGACACUCCAGGGAUUGAAGGCUGGGAGGCAUACGUGGAGGACUGGUAUCAUUUGUUCGACUGUUACUUCUUCACCAAGAGGGCGGCCUCGUCCGUGCGGAAGAUCUUCAUGCUUUGCGAGGCCCUGCGUGGGCCGGAUGUGACGCAGCUGGCUCCUCUGCAUGGCCCAGUGGUGCGGGAUCAGUGCUGGAAGCUGAUGGCAAAGUACGAAGCCUGGACUGAGCAAAAGCUGAGGAAAGAGACCCGGCGAGACUUCGAAGUCCUCGUGAUGUACGCCAGCGCUUACGGUCAUACCAAGACCUUGGCUCAAGCCAUCUCGAAGGGUCUUGCGACAUCCGGCGUCAAGGUAGUGGACUUGAACCUCGAGCAUUGCACUGCCGACGACGUUUCAGCAGCGCUGCAGUCAGCUGAUGGCUUCUGCAUUGGCAGUCCAACGUUGGGUGGUGAGAUGCCAUCCCAAGUCAAAGAGGCUCUCGGAGUUGUCCUGAGCCUGCCUGCAGAUCGACGUGUCCCCUGCGGAGUGUUUGGGUCUUUUGGGUGGAGUGGUGAGGCAGUUGAUGAGCUGCAAUUCCGCCUGAAGGAUUCUGGCUUCCCAUUGGCCUUCGAUCCCAUCCGGGCCAAAUUCAAGCCUACGCCAGAAACUCUAGAGCUUUGCACCAUCUCAGGCCUCCGCUUAUUUCAGAAGCUCUGCCGCGAUGUGCUUCAGAAGCGCAAGAGCAUGGCGCGGAACCUGACCAAGCAGCCUGGCAGUGGGGCGUUGGAAGCGUUCGGUAAAAUGCGGACGUCGCAGGCCGUGAUGACAUCUCUUGGCCCAGAGGGUGACAUCUUCACCCCGGUAUCAUGGGUCAACCAGGCAUCUUUUGAGCCGCUCGGUAUCACUCUCGCAAUUCCAAAGCCAGAGGAGGAGCUCGAGGCGGUGACGGCGGAAAUUGAAGAGCCAGAGUUUCUCCUCGAUAGCAUUUUGAAGAACCAUGAGAAGAUCAGAUCUCGUUAUGUGGAGGGCGAAGAAGUGACAGACAUUUUGAAGCAGCUUCUCGGAACAAGCGACGCCGAUUGCCUCGACAAGGCUGUGGAAAUCCUUGAUCCGUACGACGACGGGUUGGUCACCUUCGACGAGCUACGGAUUGCCGUGCAGCCAGGAGAGCCACUGCGAGCCAUGAUGGAGGAAAGAAAACAGGCAGGCAGCUGCCCGAAGGAAAGCCUGGGUCUCCAAGAUUUUCUGCUCAGCCUGGCACCUGAGGGUCAGAGCUAUGCAGAGCUGGCAAAGGCUGGACCACACAAGAAGGCCAAGUCAACGAACGGAUGCUUGGUGCUGGCAGGUUGCCAUGCAUAUCUUGAGUGCCAUGCCGUCUCGGUGCUGGAUGCCGGGAACUAUUCGUUGGUCUAUGCCGAGGUCACCUCUGGUAAAGUCUUGGACGAGAAGGUGAAGACGGACAUCAGAUCUGUCAUCGAGUCCUCCAACCUCGUCGGGUUGAACCUGCAGGAUGCGACCCAAACCACCCAGGCCCAGGCCCGUGCUCCGGCAAUGGCGGCGAUGCCGGCAACUUCGCGCCGGCCACAGGGAGCCACUUUUGCGGGUGCCACCACAAGCCCAGCGAUGAGAACGGCACAGAGAACCGCUCUGGCAGCACGAGGGGGAGAAGAGCGAGAUGUAGAAAUGUCUGAGAUUCAGAGUUGGACAGGCCUCACGCCUGGAAAGGAGUAUCGCUUGCAGACUAUGUCCAUUGAAGCCAUAGCGGACGACACGAGCACCAUUCGGUCUUUGGACUGGGAUCGGGACCGUUUCGACAUCGAGUUCCGCUUGGAGCGUGGAACAACCUACAACUCCUACAUAAUCAAGGGCGCUGAGAAGACAGCUGUGGUAGACACUUCGCACGAGAAGUUUGAAGAUCUCUAUACUGCGGCGCUUAGCAAAGAGGUCGAUUUGGCUAUGCUGGACUACUUGGUCGUGUCCCACACAGAGCCCGACCAUUCUGGCCUGAUCGGAAAGGUCCUCGAAAUGGCUGCGGCAGCUGGCAACGAAAAGCUCGAGGUGAUCGGCUCCAAAAUCUGCAUCCUCUAUCUGAAGAACUUGGUCUUCCAGCCAUUCAAAAGCAAAGUUGUCCAGACAGGUGAUCAGCUUGAUCUAGGUGGCGGCCACACGUUGGAAUUCGUGAUUGCGCCGAACCUCCAUUGGCCUGAUACGAUGUUCACUUUCGACCACAAGACAGGAAUACUUUUUACUUGUGAUGCUUUUGGAAUGCACUACUGCUCUGACUAUUUGGAGGAUGUCGAGGGAGUGAAGGAGCUGCUUCCUCAUUAUGCCACGUACUACGACUGCCUCAUGAAGCCCAAUGCGAGAUCGGUUCUGACGGCCCUGAAGAAGAUCAACGACUUUGAUCUCAAGGCCGUGGCCACGGGGCAUGGCCCCAUGCUCUCGCAGAAUUUGGAGACUUUCGUUGACUACUACCGCUCCUGGAGCGAGAAGGCGACUGCCAAGAUUGGCCCCUCAGUCGCCGUUUUCUGGGUCAGCAACUUCGGGGAGAGCGAGCGGCUCGCGCAGCUCUUUGCGCACGGGCUCACCAGCUGCAGCGUGAAUGUGGAGAUGCAUGACCUCAAUGCUGUGGACGGGCUGGAAAUCACCGAGUGCCUCGGCCGGAACGAGAUCAUUGUCUUCACAGCACCGCCGAAGGAGUCGACUGGAGCAAGUAACAUUGGCAACAUCGUGGCGAACGUGAAGCCCAAGAAGCACCAGUUUGUCGUGCUGGACAGCUGCGACGACAACCAGGAGCCCGUGGCCUUGCUGCGGAGCCGGAUGCUCGAGGCCAACAUCCCGGAGGCAUUGCCUGCGAUGGAGGUGACGAAUCGGCCAAUCACAGCGCAGACCCUUCACGCCUUUGAGGAGGCCACAGUGCAAGGGAUGCAGAUUGGCAAGAAGCUGACGCAGAAGAGCAAGGCAGCAGCUGCCAAGAGCCAGGAUAAAGAUCUUUCCAAAGCUUUGGGACGCCUGGCGAGCUCCCUUUAUAUCGUCACAGCCAAGAAGGCAGGGGUCCGCCACGCCAUGGUGGCGAGCUGGGUAACGCCUGCAUCCAGCAAGCCCCUGGGUGUUUCUGUAACCAUCGCCAAGGAGCGUGCCAUGGAACCUUUGCUCCGAAUUGGUGACAGCUUCACAUUGAACAUCCUGGAGGACGGCAAACGAGAGACGUUGCAGGUGAUGAAGCAUUUCUUGCAGCGCUUUGCUCCUGGAGUCGAUCGUUUGGAGGGCGUGGAUCAUAUCGAGGGAUCCAACGGCGCGGCCAUUUUGAGCUUGAUGUUUUGCGGUUCCAGAGACGACGAAGCCUCCAAAGCGGGGCAGCAGGUGCCAGUCGAUGCAGCAGGUAGAUACCUCACGAUGAAGGAACCAUGCAGCGGCAGGAGUUUGGAGCCCGUCGCCGAGGAAGCCGAGGUCUACCAGAGCUGUGACAGCACUCAUGCACCUCCUUCAGUUGUUCUCUACUUGGGCGUUUUGCUUCGGUUGAUGCCCAUGUUGGCGGAGCCAUCGACGCCUGACUUGACAGACGCAACGUCGGCCCAGGCCUGCGAGUCCUCCAAAGGAGAGACAGUCGUCUUCCAGCACUUUGCCAAUGCGUCUUUGCACUUGCAAGAGCUUGCAAAGCUAUUGCGAGACAUCCGGGCAGAGACACCGCCGGUCUCGUCUAGAUCCGUGCCUGAAGCGCAGGGAGUCGAGGCCUUGCAAGCCGAAGCGCGGAGCGGCGGGGCUGUGCUGCCGGCCGCGGUGGAGCCUUCCUUGGAGCUCGGGGAGACCGUGUCCAGCUUCAAGACAGAGGGUCUCGUGAGCAUGUCAGAUUCUCUGACGCUGUCAGUCUCCCCGACUGGGGUUGACGAGGAGGUGGCACCGCUCCCGUCAGCUGAAGGCAACGCAGAAAGAGAUCUCACAGAGGGUACGCCGACGGAUUCACCGACGCUGCCCGAGGCUUUGCCGAACGAGGCCGAUGUGGAAGCAGAUGUGACGCUGCAUCCGUCGGCUCUGGAUCCGAGCGAGCUGGUUGCAGGUGAUGCCGUUGCUCCCCCUGCCCCACCCGAGGCGAUUCUGAAGGAGGCACCGAUGGAAGCGGACCCUGAGGAAGCUUGCCGGGAAAACGAAGCAGUUAUACCUGAAGGCCCAGGCGAUGCAGGGGCAAGCCUUGCAGAGGUUGCCCCUCGAGCCCAGUCAGAGGUUGAUUCCGAGCCAUCCGCCAUUGACCGGCUGGGUGACAAGGAGAAGCAGGCUCUGGCCGCUGCCCAUCAAACGCUCACAGAGAUGGCGAAGCUAUUGCUUGAAGCGGCAGUGGAAUCUCCGGCAGCCAGUCCCCGGCCAGAGGCCACAGAUGACUAG